UAUCCGGUGCACGGGAUAUCCGACUACACCGGUUAUCUGAACGAGCAAGCAAAUCUUCCCUCAUACACAUAUUUCAACGUCAUGUGUGUGAUAUCACCGUUGGAGGCAGUGUACUGACCGGUGUCAUCGAGCGGACCGAGCGGCGUUUUGCGUCAUAUAUUCACAUCUAAUAACAUCUGAACGCUGACUCGAGUAUGCCCGAGAAAAGAGACAGCGGAACGAUGAAUCCAUCCCGUGAUUAUUGAUACAUCGCGUGAGAAGAUUUUUUUACGCCAUUUGCUCUGUGGCAUAAACAUUCAUCCUUGGGAGUGGGUGUACAGGGCUGCUUGAAGAAGCAGACGCAAUGGCCAAUGCCUCAACAGAUCUGGACAAUGCUGAGGCCCAGAGACAACUCAACAACAACAAUAGGCCUGCAAGCACAGGAUUCUGGGAAACAGAGACCACCAGUGCCAAACUUUUCGAGUGCUCCCGCAUCAAAGCACUAGCAGAUGAGAGGGACGCAGUACAGAAAAAGACCUUCACUAAGUGGGUGAACUCUCACCUGGCCACCGUGUCCUGUCGUAUCUCUGACCUCUAUAAUGACCUGAGAGACGGCUACAUGCUCAUCAGACUGCUGGAGGUGUUGUCUGGAGAACUGCUGCCGCGGCCCACGAGAGGCAGGAUGAGAAUCCACUGUUUGGAGAAUGUUGACAAGGCUCUUCAGUUCCUCAAAGAACAAAGGGUUCAUCUGGAAAACGUUGGUUCUCAUGACAUAGUUGAUGGAAACCACCGGCUCACUCUCGGUCUCAUCUGGACCAUCAUCCUGCGCUUCCAGAUCCAGGUGAUUAAGAUCGAGACAGAGGACAACAGAGAAACACGUUCAGCUAAAGAUGCGUUACUGCUUUGGUGUCAGAUGAAAACAGCAGGGUACCCUGAGGUCAAUAUUCACAACUUCACCACCUGCUGGAGGGACGGCCUGGCUUUCAACGCUCUCAUUCACAGACACAGACCUGAUUUAAUAGAAUUCCACAAAUUGACCAGAUCCAAUGCAACACACAACCUCCAGCAAGCCUUCAACACAGCUGAGCAGAGUCUUGGACUCACCAAACUUUUAGACCCUGAAGAUGUAAACACAGAGAAUCCAGAUGAGAAGUCCAUCAUCACUUAUGUAGUAUCCUACUACCACUACUUCUCCAAAAUGAAGGCACUUAUUGUAGAAGGGAAGAGGAUUGGAAAGGUAUUGGAUAAUGCUAUAGAAGCAGAGAAGAUAAUCCGGCGGUAUGAGGCUUUAUCCUCUGAUUUAUUGGAGUGGAUUGAGAGAACCAUCGGUAUCAUUAGCAACCAAAAGUUUGCUAACUCGCUAUCUGGAGUCCAGCAACAGCUUCAAGCAUUCACCACCUACUGCACCAUCGAGAAACCCAUCAAGUUCCAGGAGAAGGGAAACCUGGAGGUGCUGCUUUUCACCAUCCAAAGUAAGCUCAGAGCUAACAAUCAGAAGCCGUAUGUGCCUCAUGACGGAAAACUUAUCUCAGACAUCAAUAAGGCGUGGGAGAGAUUAGAGAAGGCGGAGCAUGAGAGGGGCGUGGCUCUUAGAAAGGAGCUGAUUCGUCAGGAAAAGCUUGAACUUCUUGCUCAACGAUUCGAUCAAAAGACCACCAUGAGGCAGGCCUGGCUGAAUGAAAACCAACGUCUCGUCUCACAGGAUAACUUCGGCUAUGACCUGCCAGCAGUAGAAGCUGCCAUGAAGAAACACGAGGCGAUCGAAGCAGACAUCUUGUCGUAUGAGGAGCGCAUCACCGUAGUGGUGGAACUGGCUUCUGAGAUGGAGUCUGAAGGCUACUACGACAUCCGACGUAUCUCGGCACGCAAAGAAAACAUACUUGGACAGUGGAUUUUGCUGAAGGAGCUGGUGGUGGGACGAAAAGUCCGUCUGGAAAAGAACCUGGCUUUGCAGAAGACCUUCCAAGAGAUGGUCUACAUGAUCGACUGGAUGGAGGAGAUGCAGGUUAAAUUGCUGUCCAAGGACUAUGGAAAACAUCUUCUUGAGGUGGAGGAUAUGCUUCAGAAACAAAGUUUACAGGAGGCAGACAUCGCUAUACAGGCUGAGAGAGUUCAAACCCUUAACACUUCAGCCCUUAAAUUCACCACGAUUGAAGGCUACCAACCGUGUGACCCUCAGGUAAUAUGUAACCGGGUCAGCCAUGUAAACACCUGCUUGGAAGAAUUAAAGCAGCUAGCUGCUAAGCGUCGCUCCGAGCUGGAAGAUUCGCUCGAGCUGUGGGCCUUCUACCAAGAGGUGGAAGAAUCAGAAGCGUGGAUCCGGGAGAAGACCUUCAUCUUGGCCACGCAGAGCUGCGGAAAAGACCUGAGCAGUGUCCUGCGACUGCUGCAGAAGCAUAAAACUUUGGCCGGUGAACUGCUGGCCCACCGUGCCCUCCUUCAGCAGACCAUGAUGAAGGGCAAGCAGAUCCUCACCCAGAAGAGUUUUGGCACGGCGGGAAUACAAGAGAGACUAAUGGAGGUUAAGGCAGAGUGGAAGAGAUUAGAAGACCAGGCUGGUCAGAGGCUGUGUAACCUCCAAGAGGCGCUAGACUUUUUCCAGUACAGCACAGAGACGGAUGAUCUUCUAGCUUGGUUGCAAGACACCUACCGGCUAGUUUCUAGCGAGGACUUUGGACAUGAUGAGUACUCUACACAGUCUCUGCUGAAAAAGCACAGAGGUGUCCGAGACAGUAUCGACAAACAUCGCGUGCAUGUGGUGGGCCUUCGGAAACACAUGGUCACCCUGCCGCUGCCUUAUCGGGAGCUGGACGAGGUUCGAGCGCGCAUGGCAGAGACGGAGCAGCUCUACACAGAGGUGGCGGAGGUUGCCGUGUUGCGCCAGCAGUGGUUGCAUGACGCCUUGGCUGUGUAUCGCAUGUUUAGCGAAGUGAAUGCCUGUGAGGUGUGGAUCGAUGAGAAGGAACAGUGGCUGAACAAAAUGGACGUUCCGGAAAGACUGGAGGACGUGGAGGUGGUGGCACACAGGUUUGAGAGUUUGGACCAGGAGAUGAACAGCCUGAUGGGAAGGAUACUCGAUGUUAAUCAGAUCGUCCAGCAGCUUUUAGACAGCGGACACCCCAGUUCCACUGAAGUCAGGGGUUGCCAGGACCACCUUAACAGCAGGUGGAAUCGUAUCGUUGAGCUGGUUGAGCAGAAAAAAGAUCACCUGGACUCAAUCCUGCAUAUCCAGAACUACCUGCUGGAAUGCACAGAGAUCAAGUCACAGAUUCAGGAGAAACGGAAAGCCAUAGAUGCCACACAGUACGUGGGCAGUGACCUGGGCAGCGUGCUGGCACUGCAGCGACGUCUCUCCACCAUGGAAGGAGCUCUGGCGGUUCUUGAGCCCAAACUCAUACACCUUCAGGAGGAGGCGGAAGAGCUCGCGACGUCACAUCUGGACAAAGCGCUGGACAUCCUGGUGCCUUUUGAGGGCAUCAGCGUUGAAUGGGAGGAACUGAAGCGAACCUUGCAAGGUUGCGAGGACUCCUUAACCGUCGCCGGUCGGCUGCAGCAGUUCAUCCAAGACUUGGACUCGUUUCUCACCUGGUUGGUACAGACUCAGACCGUCGCUGCUUCAGAGGAGCUUCCCAACGUUUUGGAGGACGCCGAGCGCCUCAUAAACCAACAUGCAACGCUAAAGGAGGAGAUAGGGAGGUAUGAAGAAGAUUAUGAACGUCUUCAGGCUGUGAAUGAGCUCUUGGAGUCUGAGGAGGCACCAUUACCUCAUGGAGCCCUGCAGCAGUGGCUUCACAAGCUAGAUGUGGGAUGGAACAAACUACUUGAGAUGUGGGAGAGCAGGAGAGAGGUGCUUGUUCAGGCUCACAUCUUUCAUCUUUUCCUGAGGGACGUCAAGCAGGCCGAGGCCUUCCUUAAUAACCAGGAGUCAGCAUUGGCCCAUGUGGAGCUCCCCACCACAGUGGAGACGGUGGAGGCGGCCAUAAAGAAACACAAGGACUUUACCACCACCAUGGAACUCAAUCUGCACCGCAUCAAAGCCGUCAUCGAGGCUGGAGAGAGUCUCAUCAGUCAGAACAACAUCUACUCAGAGCGAAUCAGAGAGAGAGUAGACCUGCUCGCCAACAGAGGACACCAGAACCGAACACUCGCUCAGCAGUGGCUUAAUAAACUGAAUGACCAGUGGGAGCUCCAGAGGUUCCUGCAGGACUGCCACGAGAUUGGUGACUGGGUGGCAGAAAAGAUGCUAAUGGCUCGCGACACCUCUCGUGAUGAGACUCAGAAACUUCAUAAGAAGUGGCUGAAACAUCAAGCCUUCAUGGCAGAACUUGCUCAGAAUAAGGAAUGGCUGGACAAGAUCGAAGACGAGGGCCAGCGGUUGAUCCAAGAGAAGCCGGAGCUGAGCUCGCUGGUCAAAAAGAAACUGGAGGAGAUCCGUGAGUGCUGGCAGGAUCUCGAGAGCACCACCCAAGCCAAAGCCCGGCAGCUGUUUGAGGCCAACCGGGCCGACCUACUCGUGCAGAGUUACUCCAGCCUGGACCAACGACUUGAGCAUCUUGAAGGACAGCUGGCACAUGUGGACUACGGGCAGGAUCUGACCACCGUCAACAAACAUCUGAAGAAACUACAGAUGAUGGAGUGUCAGAUGGAGGAGUGGUAUCAGGAGGUAGGAGAACUGCAGGCUCAGGCAACCUCCAUCCCUCAUCAGGGUGAGAUCAUGGGAAAGGUGACUGUGAAACAGGCCGGUGUGGAAACUCGAAUUGUGCGUCUGAUAGAGCCGCUGAAAGAGAGACGUCGUAUCCUACUUGCCUCUAAAGAAGUGCACCAAGUAGGACGUGACCUUGAAGAUGAAAUUUUGUGGAUCCAGGAGCGUCUUCCAAUGGCCACCUCUCAGGAACUUGGAACAAGUUUACAAGCUGUACAGCAACUCAUGAAAAAAAAUCAGAGUCUGCAGAGAGAGCUUCAUGGCCAUCGUGCACGGGUGGAGGACGUUCUAGAGCGCGCUGGGGUCAUCGCGUCCAUCCGCAGUCCUGAGGCGGACAGCAUCAGAGCCGGCAUGGAGCAGCUUCAUCACCUUUGGGAAGCUCUGUGGGCAGAGACGGAGCGCCGGCAGCUCACACUGGAUGCCAUGUACCAGGCGCAGCAGUACUACUUUGACAUGGGAGAGGUUGAGGCCUGGCUCAGCGAGCAGGAGCUGCAUAUGAUGAACGAGGAGACGGGAAAGGAUGAAGCCAGUACUCUUCAAUUGUUGAAGAAGCAGCUGGUAUUGGAGCAAACCAUAGAGGACUACGCAGAGACCAUUGGCCUGCUCUCUCAGCAGUGCAGACAGCUGCUGGAAUUGGGACAUCCAGACUGUGAACAGAUCAGUAAGCGUCAGUCUCAGAUCGACAGGCUGUACGUGUCUCUGAAGGACCUGGUGGAGGAGAGAAAGUCUCGUCUGGAGCAGCAGUACUGGCUCUUUCAGCUCAACAGGGAGGUGGAUGAACUUGAGCAAUGGAUAGCCGAGAGAGAGGUCACUGCCAGCUCCACUGAACUCGGACAGGACUUUGAGCAUGUCACGAUUCUUCAGGAGAAAUUUACAGAGUUUGUGGCAGAGACAGGGAGCCUGGGGCAGGAGAGGGUCACAGCUGCCAACCAGAUGGUAAAUGAGCUCAUAGAUUAUGGCCAUGCAGAUGCCGCCACCAUCGCCGAAUGGAAGGAUGGAGUGAACGAGGCCUGGGCAGAUCUGCUGGAGCUGAUGGAGACGCGCGGACAGAUGCUCGCUGCCUCACACCAGUUACACAAGUUCUUCUCAGACUGCCGCGAGGUGCUAACACAGAUAUAUGAUAAGCAGACGAGGUUACCGGAGGUUCGAGCCUGUCAAGGAGGCACAUCGAAUACCAGCACUCUUCAGAGACUUAUGCAGACUUUUGAACAAGAUAUUCAGCUGCUUGUUACACAGGUAAGACAGUUGCAGGAAAGUGCAUCCCAGCUCCGAACAGUUUAUGCUGGGGAGAAAGCAGAAGCCAUUGCCAUGCAGGAACAGGAAGUGAUGCAGGCGUGGAAGGAGCUUCUUAUAUCUUGUGAGGACUGCCGAAUGCAGAUAACCACAGCGACAGACAAGUUGCGUUUCUUUGGGAUGGUACGUGAUCAGCUGAUGUGGAUGGACAGCAUCAUCUGUCAGAUUGGAACUGGAGAGAAACCAAGCUCUUUCCUCAGAGCUUUAAUGGGAUAUGGGCUCUCUGGUGCUUGCAGGGAUGUGUCAUCCGUGGAGGUCAUGAUGAACUAUCACCAGGGCCUCAAAAGCGAGGUGGAGGCCCGCAACAAGAGUGUCAUACAGUGCAUCGAGAUGGGCAAGACCUUACUGGCUGCCCGUAACCCUGCGUCAGAAGAGAUCAAAGAAAAGCUGGAGAAGGUUUUGGCCAAGCAGAGAGAGCUCACAGAUAAAUGGGACAAACAUUGGGAGGAGUUGCAGCAGAUGUUGGAGGUGCAUCAGUUCGCUCAGGAAGCUGUGGUAGCAGAGGCCUGGCUCACUGCUCAGGAACCCUUUAUCAGCAGUAAAGAGCUGGGCAGCAGUGUGGACGAGGUAGAGCAGCUGAUUCGCAGACAUGAAGCCUUCCGCAAAGCUGCUGCCACAUGGGAGGAGCGCUUCAGCUCCCUUCGGCGUCUCACCACGGUGGAGAAGAUAAAGGCAGAACAGAGCAAGCUUCCUCCAACUCCUUUACUAGGGCGGAAGGUUUUUUUGGAUCCUCAGGACUCCUCUCCUGCCCGCAGCAGCCCUUCCUCUAUAAGAAGACAAACCAUCUAUGAGCAAGGUGAACCUCGGGGGGAACGCAUCACCCCGCAGCCCUCCCCAUCUUCUGUCGUCCGCAGACUGGGUUCUACUGUGGCCAACUACACGCCCAUCAUGAAUGGAGCUGCUAGUCAUCGCAUCCAGGAAACCAGAAAUUCUGGGAUUGUUGGUGUGGCUGCAGGACUGGGAACUGCCAUGGAACAAAAAGUAACCCAUGUGCGGACUGAAUUCAAGGCCCAAGCCCCACAGCAAAAGAUCGAACAUGUGCACGAGACGGUGCGCCCCCUGAUGGAAAGAGAGAGGGAGCGGUAUCACGAGAAUGUGAUGGCAGAGGUAGUCCUUCAAGAACCAGGCGGAGGAAGAACACGCCUUAACAGUGCAGUGGGAGGGAGCGGAAGCAGUCGCUCAGAGCUCGUAGUUGAGCAACAUCCUCCGCCAAGGGAGUUACGGAUGGAGAGGCAGCUGUCCACCGAGCAGCUGAUUCAGGCACGCAGAGAUGAGCUUCCUCAGGAGGUGUGGAGGGAACGAGCUGAAAGAGCAGAAAGGAGGCUGGAGAGACAGACAUCUAGUGAACAGGAAGGACAUGAGGUGCGACGCAGGGAUAGACAUCGACUUGAGAGACAGGAGAGCAGCGAGCAUGAGGCCAAGGAGCAGUCAGAUAGACGCUCUGCUGGCGGAGAAAAAAGGUCCACUCUAGCUGAGAUUGUGGAGCAACUUCAAGAAAGAGAAGCUGCACAGGCCCGAGGAGAGAUUCCACGUCUACCUAAUGGUUUGCCGGAAAAGACCUCACGACUAGACAGGCCACGAGCUCGGGACAGACCAAAACCAAGACGACGACCACGACCUAAGGAUGGAACAGCUGGUGAAACACGUCGCUCAAGGUCUGCUCCGGCUCAGACCAGUCCGGCAGUGCCCCCACCACAAACCCACACAGCCCAGCAUGAAGGAUUUCUCUUCCGCAAAAUAGACAUUGAGAGCCAGAAGAAGAGUUCAAACAGCAGAUCCUGGGUGAACCUGUACUGUGUGUUGAAUAAAGGCGAACUGGGCUUCUAUAAGGAUGCUAAGAACACCACCACACCUUACAACAACGAGCCACUACUCAACCUGAGCCGUUGUGCCUGUGAUAUCAACAAUGGAUAUAAGAAGAAGAAAAAUGUCUUCACCCUCAAAACUAAAGAUGGAAGUGAAUUUCUUUUCCAUGCAAAAGAUGAGGAUGACUUGAAGAGCUGGGUAACAAGCAUAUCCGCUAGUAUCAGUGAGCACGAAGAGUUUGCCAAACAGGGACAGACCAAUCCAACUACCUCAUCUACAGACGAGGGAACACGCAGGGACGGCAGCAGGGCAGGGGGGUCGGAGAGAGGUGAAAGGUCAGACAAAGCAGAUGGGGGAUCGGUGCGUUCAGACAAGGGCGAAAAGCCCGAGAAAAAGAUAGGUAAAAAGAAAUGAUGCACUCCACAGCAUCCAGUCGCCCUCUGAGUUUGCGUGAGACCAGGACUUCGCGAAACCAGGAAAGUGCUCUGACGGAUCCAGGAAACGAAGGCGUCACUGUGAACUCCCUUAAUGUCGUGCUGUCCAGCUGCAUAUGGAAUCAGUCAGCGCGGAGGUGUGCCGAGCUCUGCCGUGUGUCAGAGAGCGUCCUCUAGUGGCUACUGAUGACUAUAACAAUUCAGGAGCUCCAUAGGGCCAAAGAGUUGAUAGCAUAGGCAAAUGGAGUAUAAAAGAGAUGUUAUAGUAAAGUAGCUCAUGAAGAUUAUUUUCUAAUCUGUCUGUGAAAAAGAUGACCCAUAUGUACAUGUACCUGUCUCUGUCUCUCUUUGUAUAUUGUAUGUCUAAACAUCAGUUCUACACAAUCUCACGCUGAAGAGAAUGAAAAUAUGCCAAAAUCUUUUUCAAGGUUGGUCUUUUUCUGAAGAGCAUGUUUUGUCUGUUUAUUUUUUGUAAGUUGUUUUGCUCUUUUAUACUAUUGAUGCAUUGAUUUGUAUUCAUUGGCUCUUCCAGGUAAUUUUUUGAUCCUUGUCUUGCCACGUUGUACAAAUCAUCAUCAUCAUCAUUAAACGCCAUAUGACAUAUCUGAGCAUGCCUACGCAGUUAAACGUUAAAAUAAAAACCUGUUUGACAUAAAGAGAAACAACUCACCAGCUGCGAGUGGGUAUUCUCAAAUCUGUUUUUGAUGGUUUAGUACAUGAUUUUUUCUAAUUUGGAGGAAAUGCUACUUGUCAGUGUCAUAUCUGGCAUAAAGUGUGAAUUAAUUUGCUCUUUCUAUUAGAUCCAAAUUUUGUUUCUAUGUGUGUUUUUGCACGUUUGUAAGUAAGCCUAUGCUGUACCCAUCACAUCGGUCAUCCUGCUUUUCCGAAUGCAAGAUUACUUACAUCUUUAUUUGUAUUUAAAGUCUUCCAAGCACAGAACUGAUUGUUUUGUAAAUCAAUACGCUUUUAUCCUUUGUUUUAUGUUAAUAACAUUUCCCUAAAUCGUAAUUUUAGCAUUGCACUGAUGGCUUACAGGAUGAAUUGAAUCAUGUUAGUUUGAUUUGUAAAAUGCCAACUGAAUGCCAUAUAAAUCUUAUUCUAGCAAUUGUCUUCCCUGGCAGAAACCCUUAUUUUUAUUCACCAUAUGUGUGUCUUUAAAAAUGUAGUUUUGCAGGUAGUACUAUAGAAAGCCCAUAGCUAGCAAAAAUACAAGGUAUAGUGCAAGAAGGUUACUGUACAUGCUUUAACGGCUCUGCAAACACUGGCACAAAUUAAAUUAAGUUACUGUUGCUGCGUUGUUUUAAGAUGCAACAACAUACAUAAAAAAUCACAAAUCACAGUUGAAGUAAUCACAUGACUGACUACAUUGUUGCUACAUGAUGACAUGCAGUUUGAGUAUGGUACACAUACAGGGUUGAAGCAGCACAGUGUGUUAAUGGGAAACAAUCAUUUCAGGUAUCAUGUUUGUGCCUUGUUGUCUACAUCUUAAAGUAUGUCAAUUUUAGUACCAACUGCAUUGUCUGUUAAUGUAAAAAGGCUAAAUAACAUUAGAAGCAAUGGUCCUCUAUCUGUCAACAAAAUCUGUAAACCAGUAAUUGAGAGGGACAUAAUGUCCACGCAAGUUUUCAUCAAUUUUUUUUAUUUUUAUGAACAGAACAUCAUGCAAAUGCUUCUGUAAUGUAUUACAUUCUGCCAACAUUUUACAAUCGUCAGCUCUCACUUCAACAUCUCAACGCAUUGGAUAUAUACCUUUCAAACCUUCUGUGUCUGGGUCUGAAUUUCCUUUGAUUUGUCUCCAAGUCCAAUUUUUGAUCCAAAAAAAUCAUAUUUCUAUGCAAUAGAAUAAUAUACAGAGAAAGAGGGAAUGGGAUCCAACACAGUGGAGAGUAGAAAUAUUGUAUAACACUUGCAAGUAGAAAAUGUAUGCAACUUUUCCUUUGCACUAAAAUACUGCCCCAUUGCACAGUGCUAUUGUGAGCGGAGGAUUGGUGCUUGAGGGUCUGGGCCAAGGUGUCAUAUCGUGUUAUUACAGUUCAACCAGGAGGUGCUUUAUGGCAUUUCUUGCACAUGCCCACUAAGACACAUUUGUACAUACUGCUUGCUUUCUAUGAGGGUCGAUGGACACAACAAAAGAUUCAAGAUUAAGCGAGCCUGGUGCUUGAGUGUUCAAAUGAAAGUAUUGUUUCACUGUUUGCUUAAAGUAAUAUUUAAAGCGCAGUUGCAUUGUCAAAAACCAGAGCCUUACAAUUUAGUUACUACUGCCUUUUAGCAUACACAUUAAAAAAUUUAAAUGAUAUCCAAGAUGUAUUAGACACAUUUAUUUGAUAGAAAGCACAAUUUAAUCACUCCGUUUAAAAAAUGUGGCUCUUAAAUGUUUAAAGUUUACCAUUUUAUGGUAACUGUAUAUUCGUAAAUGCAGUUUUAAUCGUUUUAUAUAUAUAUUUAUAAUUAUAUGGGUUGUAUGUCAACGAAACCCUCACCGUAAUAUUUUUAUCAAGAUGCAUUUAAAUUGUUAAAUAUUUGUGCACAGCUGAAACUCACACCCAUGUCCAUACAUCCAGACCCUUAAGCACCACCAGUUUCAGCUCAGCAGCUCAAUGACCUGUACAAAUUGCAAUUGCUUCUGUAUAGACAAUAAUGCUCUUUUUUCAUUUGUGAAAUAAGAACAUUUUACAGGUUUUGAAUAUCAGUAGAUGGGGUUGUUUCUCCGGGAAACUGGGCAAUUCAGGUUGCAUGAAUAACAUUGUCCCUAUUAUGGUCUUGCUAUGCAUGUUAAAACCUCUCAUUUUCACACACAACCGCUGUACAAGGGUGACACUAAUACACAUGGAAACAGUGAAUUAAUUAAUGCUGUGUCUUUCAGAUCCUGACUGAAUCUGUCCAGUUAAUUCCUUGAUAAAUACAGCUUGUGAUAUGUCAAA
Messenger RNA from Triplophysa dalaica, 11135 nucleotides. RefSeq names its product spectrin beta chain, non-erythrocytic 4-like. Gene Ontology annotation, molecular function: structural constituent of cytoskeleton; phospholipid binding; actin filament binding. The transcript has 37 exons. Gene Ontology annotation, biological process: actin cytoskeleton organization. The record is from RefSeq and is a predicted model, not a curated record. Bases 344 to 8194 code for a protein of 2616 amino acids. NCBI's taxonomy places the organism in Eukaryota, Metazoa, Chordata, Actinopteri, Cypriniformes, Nemacheilidae. Gene Ontology annotation, cellular component: cortical actin cytoskeleton; spectrin; cell junction.